AUGAGUGAUGAUGCGUUAUUCGCUUGGGAUUGCGAAACGUAUUCAGAAAAAAACAGUCGAAGAGCAAUUCCUUAUGCCUGCACUUUAAUUAAUUUAGAAAAACUAAGAAAAAAGUUAGAAACGAUAAAAAAUAUCUUUCCAAAUAUAAAUCCUACUGAUAAUGUUCCAGAAGAAUUUUAUGAUAAACUAAUGAAUGUAGUAGAACUAUUUGUAGGUACAGAUUGUAUAGAUCAAAUGUUGAAAUAUUUAGGUCAAUUUGAUAGAAAGAGAUUAAUAUUAAUUUCUCAUAACGGUAGUGGAUUCGACAACUGGAUCGUGCUUAAAAAUGCAAAAAAACUAACGCAUUGCCCUUUAAAAACACCCAGAGGAAUUCUAUCUUUUCCUUUAUCUAAUCCAUACACAGAUGAAGAUUUACAGAAAAAAUGGAAAAGACAGAAAGAAAUAAAGGGUAAUUAUUUACAACAUAUUAAUUUCACGUGUUCCUAUCAAUACGAAUCCUCUAGUUUGGCUGCAUGGGGAAAUUCUUCCAAUCUUCCCACGAAUUUGAGAAAGAUUGCCGACGUAGAUAUCGCUAAAUACACGCAAGACAACUGGGAGGAAUUGAGACACGAAUGGGAACCUUACGCCAAGAGAGACACUCUCUGUUUGGGAGCUUGUUUGAUAAAAUACAACCAAGUCACGAAAGAAGUUGUAAACCAGAAUAUGUCCAAUAAUCUAACGGCUCCAUCUUUAUCUUUAAAGGGUUGGUAUUAUUUAUAUCAUUACGAUAAAGAAAUGGUUGAAGAAGAAUGGUAUGAAACUACUAGAAUGGUUGCGAAACAUACCGAAAAAGAAAAUAUAGAAAAAGUUUAUUCGCACACUAAUCCUUUUAUAAGAAAUUUUAUCAGACGAUCUAUUAAAGGGGGAAGAGUUUCGGCAAAUAGAAAAUCAUUUGAAACGAACAAAAUGGAUGAAAUUUGUAACGUAUCAAAGGAAUAUAUUUCACAAACAGAAAUGCAAGCACAAAAGACAAAACGGAGGUUCAUUCGAGACUUAAAAAAAAUAGAAUGUACUAAACUAAUGGCAUUUGAUUCUAACAGUUUAUACGCUUCCGCCAUGUCGGAUUUAGACAGUGAAUAUCCGAGAGCGGAAAGUGGAAGACCGUUUCUACCAGAAGAAGAAAAAGAAUUUGUAAAACUCUUCAAUAAACAAAAAUUCAGACCUAGAACAGCUAUUUUAACAGUGUGGUUUGACUAUCCCAAAACCAUGUUCUUCCAACCGAUACCAGCUAAAGAUAAAAUCACUUUCACGAAUAAAGAAGGUAAAAAGGAAACUGGUAACAAAAUCAGGUUCAGAAAUGGUUUCUGUCACGACGUUUUAACAUCGGUCGAUAUUCAAGAAAUAGUGAAAGCCGGUGGACGAAUUAUUAGAAUAUUAGAUGGUAUAGUUUACGAAGAAAAUUUUGAAACCCCACCCUAUAGAGAUCAUAUUUUAAUUUUGAGAGAUUUAAGAAAUAAAUAUAAACGAGAAGGUAAUAUUGUGGGUAGUAACUGCAUGAAAUUAUUAGGUAAUUCCUUGUAUGGUAAAUCAAUUCAGAAAGAUAUAUUCACAACUAGACAUUUAUGGAAUGAAGCAACUUUACAGGCCAACUUUGAUUCACGUGUUAAAACCUAUGAGAAAAUUAAUGAUACUCAAUAUAUUGUUGAAACAAGAAUUGAAGAAAAAGAGAUUACUACCGAAGAUAGUAAAUCUACACGACUAACACCUAGUCAUUUGGGAUCAUUCGUAUUAUCUCACAGUAAAAAAAUAAUGAACAAUUUCAUUCACGUCAUAAAUGGAUUUUAUAAACCCGAAAUAUACUAUACCGACACCGAUAGUUUGUACAUUUCAUCCAAAAAUUGGAAAAAACUAAACAGAACUGGUUUGGUCUCCGAAAAAGACUAUUGCAAAGGUAAAAACGAUUACGGUGACGGUGGAAUUAUAUUUGGUUUAUAUUUAGCACCAAAAGUCAAAUACAACAUCGUUUUGACUUCUGAUGGUGUUUUGAAAGAAAAGAAAACGUUUAAAGGUUAUUCUAAUGAUAAGAUAAGUGUAGAAGAUUACGUUCAUUUAGCAAGCGGACAUGAUGUGUCGAACGAAUUUAAUAAACCAUGGGAAAAAAGUUUCACCAAUGGAGUAGUUAUUCCAAAUGAUAAACAAACUAAAGUUUUUAGAAGUUAUUUGAAUAAUGUUAAAAGAAAACCACCAAACAGUGAAGGAAUUAUGUAUCCUUACAACGACAAAGAUGAGUAUAGUUUUGAUGAAAACUAUGAAUUUGAUGAUUUCGAUUAUCUUACUAUUCAAGAAGAGAAUGAAGAUUGUUUUAAAUGA
Messenger RNA from Lottia gigantea (owl limpet), 2349 nucleotides. RefSeq lists its product as hypothetical. Bases 1 to 2349 code for a protein of 782 amino acids. Gene Ontology annotation, biological process: DNA replication. The record is from RefSeq and is a predicted model, not a curated record. The transcript has 2 exons. Gene Ontology annotation, molecular function: DNA-directed DNA polymerase activity; DNA binding; nucleotide binding. Lineage: Eukaryota; Metazoa; Mollusca; Gastropoda; Lottiidae.